Adineta ricciae is the source of this 1578-nucleotide messenger RNA. The record is from the annotation of a GenBank genome assembly. NCBI's taxonomy places the organism in Eukaryota, Metazoa, Rotifera, Eurotatoria, Adinetida, Adinetidae.
AUGUCGUCUGUAAUCUCCUCAAAGAAUUCAUUUAAGUCAUUAGUUCGUUCACACUCAUCAGUAUCCAAAUGUUCUACUUCAAAAGCAAAAUUUAUCUGGCGUUUUCCACCAUCCAAAUUUGACCAUUUACCAAGUUGUACAGUAGAGAGAUUAACAACAUUUCCUAUUCAACCAUUGAGUAACGAUGAUGAACUUAUCCAACGACAAGAAUUAGCUUUGCUUAUCUAUGAAUUGGCUGCACAUAUUAAUGUAUCAUUUACGUGUGUUUAUACUGGUGUGGUUUAUAUGCAUCGAUUCUUUAUGCUACAUCCUUUUCAACAAUGUAUGAAGAAAAUAGUAGCAGCAGCAUGUCUUUUUCUAGCUUGUAAAGUAAAUGAAAUUCCACGACCAUUAAAUGAAUUUACUCGAUACUUAUGUCAAAUUCUGAAUCCAAACAAUCAUCUAGUCGUUCAAGAUUCUUUGUCACCAUCAUUGGCACCCAUCGUACAAGAAAAUAUUACACCGGAAAUCUUGUCAACUUAUAGUCAACAGAUCAUUGAUUAUGAAAAUAUGCUCUUGUCCACUCUCGGCUUUUGUCUCAAUGUCGAUCAACCCUAUGUGAUCAUCAAUCAAAUAGCUCAAACAUUGUCAUUGCCAAUUGAAAUUUCACAAAAAGCAUAUGAAAUCGCAACGAAAUCUACUUUUUUCACUCGUUUCUCUAUGAAAUAUACCACAAAUUUAAUUGCCUGUUUUGCUCUUCAUUUCGCUCUCAACUUAUCGCAAUUCACUGUACCUGAUAACACCGAUGGAAGUCAAUGGUUUCAUUUACUAAACGAAGAAUUCACCGAGAAAUUACUAGAAGAAUUGACGGAUGAAUAUCAUAUGAUCUGUGAAGAAAAGUGUUCACGAUUAUUUCACGAACGCUUCGAACAACUUCGACAACAAAAAAAAGUCAAUGGUUUUCAAUCCAAAUCAACAUCCAAUGGUGAACAAUCCAACUCUAUCAUUUCUCUUUCGAAUAGUGAACAACAACAGUAUCAACAUCAUCCAGUUGCCUCAACAAGUGGUUCGGUGCGAAGUACAACUUCCUCUAUUCCACAACAACCAUCGAACUUUUAUGAACAUGGUUCUAUGGAAGUUCUUCAUCACACACCAAAUCGAUCAUCCUUAGUAAAUAUACCGCAAACUACGUAUUCACCAACCACACUAUUUCAAUCACCACAACCGAAUUCGACUAAUUUUCUUGGACCUUAUCAUUCCAAUAAUACUUCAAUACCUCAACCAUCAGCGAAACCAAUUCCAACAUUGAUGUCUUCAAAUUCUUAUUACAAUUCUAUUGGAUCGCGUCAACAUUCACGAUUCUCUGGACCAAUCCUUACUUAUCCUUCUCCAUCUUCUACAAAACACGUCUUUCAUCCAGCACAUCUUCAACAGUAUCAUCAAUCAUAUCCAUCAUAUUAUCCUCAACAGCAAACGCCUCUUUUCUAUCAUCCGCCAGUAGAUACCAUGAAUCUUCAUAAUAAAAGAUACGGUGAACCACCGGCUCCACCAAUGAAACGUUUCCGGUACAGUUUGAAUCCUGCACAACAACCCUAUUAA